AUGCCGCCCCUCGGCAGAGAUGGAUCGCCACAAGCCUCCUCACACCCGCUCAAGAUUUUCGAUGCGGUGAGAAAGAAAGACAAGUUUCUGUAUGCUUGCGCGCCCAUGGUGCGAUACAGCAAAGUGCGUGCGCAAACAAAACCAUCUCCUGGUUCCGACUUCCUUUACUCCCACGUUUCCCAGUCGAAUGGCUCGCUGACCGAAUCGUCUCAGCUUGCCUUUCGACAAACCGUCCAUAAAUACGGUGUCGACCUUUCCUGGACGCCCAUGAUUCUCGCCAAAGAAUUUAAUCGCAGCAGUUUUGCCCGAGACAGUGACCUCACCAUCUCCACAGACGGUACCCAGCUGCCCACAAUUCUCCAAUUUGGCGCCAACUCGCCCCUCGAGCUUGCCCGCGCUUCGUCUCUCGCCGCCCCUGCCGUCGCUGGCGUUGACCUCAACUGCGGAUGCCCUCAGUCGUGGGCCUGCGCCGAGACCUUGGGUGCGGCCCUCAUGAACCAACGCGAGCUCGUGCGGGACAUGGUCGUCGAGACCAGAGAGAGGCUGAGGCAGGACGGCUGGGCCGUCGGCAUGGAAACCGACAUGGAUAGGCCGAAUGGGAGGAGCGUGAGCGUCAAAAUUCGGGUCCAUGAUGAUUUGAGGAAAACUAUGGACUUCAUGGAUACCGUCAUUGGCCACCCUCAAAACCGGCUCGUCGACUGGAUCACCAUCCAUCCACGUACCCGAAGCACGCCAUCAACAACACCCAUUCGCACCGAGUCCCUCGAGAUCCUGACUUCCAAAUACGCCUCCACCCUCCCCAUCCUGCUCUCUGGCGACGUUUUCGACCUUUCAUCCUUGCCUUUCCAGCCGCUCCCGGAACUCCCCACCCUCACCGUCAAGGACGAGCGGGCGGCGCGGACCGGAUGCGCGAGUCCUGUGAUCCCUGCGCCAAGCAACACGAACCUCUCGGGCUUCAUGUCCGCGCGCGGCCUUCUUGCCAACCCGGCCCUCUUCGCCGGCCAUUCCUCCUGCCCUUGGGAUGCCGUCGAGACCUUCAUGUGCAACGUCGCCCGCUGCCCGCUGCCCUUUAAGCUCGUCGUUCACCACGUUUCCGAGAUGUGCAGUCCUGGAAUGGGUCCGGACAAGUCAUCGUUGCUGCCCAGGAAGGAGAGGGCCCGGCUGUCUGACCUCAAGGACAUGAUAGAACUCAUAGACUACUUGGAUGAAAAGAUGGAGGAGCAGACGGGGAAAGGGGGAGGACUGCGGAGAGAUUUAUGA
This is a messenger RNA of Drechmeria coniospora, 1260 nucleotides long. RefSeq lists its product as uncharacterized. The record is from RefSeq and is a predicted model, not a curated record. The coding region runs from base 1 to 1260 and encodes 419 amino acids. Gene Ontology annotation, molecular function: tRNA dihydrouridine synthase activity; flavin adenine dinucleotide binding. Gene Ontology annotation, biological process: tRNA processing. The transcript has 4 exons. NCBI's taxonomy places the organism in Eukaryota, Fungi, Ascomycota, Sordariomycetes, Hypocreales, Ophiocordycipitaceae.